Messenger RNA from Micropterus dolomieu (smallmouth bass), 3287 nucleotides. It is a transcript of the gene vps26a, whose product is annotated as VPS26, retromer complex component A. NCBI's taxonomy places the organism in Eukaryota, Metazoa, Chordata, Actinopteri, Centrarchiformes, Centrarchidae. The record is from RefSeq and is a predicted model, not a curated record. Gene Ontology annotation, cellular component: endosome; retromer complex. Bases 155 to 1141 code for a protein of 328 amino acids. The transcript has 9 exons. Gene Ontology annotation, biological process: intracellular protein transport; retrograde transport, endosome to Golgi.
UCUGCCUGCGUCCCAUGUCAGCCUCCUGCCGUCGCCUGCACACACACAUGACCCGGGUCACAUGACGGUAAGCCUCGUUACUACCUCCUGGUUCAGACAGACUGGCUGCACGGAGCGAGGCUAGCUGUUAGCUUCAACUGUCUACACGGCCGAGAUGAGUUUCCUGGGAGGUUUGUUCGGGCCAGUAUGUGAGAUAGACGUACUGCUGAACGAUGCAGAGAACAGAAAGACGGCCGAGUUGAAGACAGAAGAUGGGAAAGUGGAGAAACACUACCUGUUCUACGACGGAGAGUCUGUGUCUGGCAAGGUGAAUGUAAAUGUGAAGCAGGGAGGAAAGCGACUGGAACAUCAGGGCAUCCGCAUCGAGUUUGUUGGUCAGAUAGAGCUAUUCUCUGAUAAGAGCAACACCCAUGAGUUUGUGGACUUGGUUAAAGAGUUGGCUCUUCCUGGAGAACUCAACCAGAACAGGAGCUACGACUUUGAGUUCAUGCAGGUGGAGAAGCCCUAUGAGUCGUACACUGGAGCCAAUGUCAGGCUAAGGUAUUUUCUCAGGGUGACAGUAGUACGCCGUCUGUCUGACUUAGUGAAGGAAUAUGAGCUGAUUGUCCACCAGUUAGCCACCUACCCAGACGUCAACAACUCGAUCAAGAUGGAGGUUGGCAUUGAAGACUGUCUGCACAUUGAGUUUGAAUACAACAAAUCCAAAUACCACCUUAAGGACGUGAUUGUUGGGAAGAUCUACUUCCUGCUGGUCAGGAUCAAGAUUCAACACAUGGAGCUACAGCUCAUCAAGAAGGAGAUAACAGGCAUAGGUCCCAGUACUACCACAGAGACUGAGACGGUUGCAAAGUAUGAGAUCAUGGAUGGUGCUCCAGUUAAAGGAGAAUCAAUCCCCAUAAGACUGUUCCUGGCAGGAUAUGACCUGACAGCAACCAUGAGGGAUGUCAACAAGAAGUUCUCUGUACGCUACUUCCUUAAUCUGGUGCUGGUGGAUGAGGAGGACAGAAGAUACUUUAAACAACAGGAGAUCGUUUUGUGGAGAAAAGCUCCAGAGAAGCUGAGGAAAAGAAACUUCCAUCAGCGCUACGAGUCGCCUGAGCCCCGAACCCAGCCAGUUAACGCGGAGCAGCCAGAGAUGUGAGGGCGAUGCUAUGAACUUAAAACACACACAGACACACCCCAACUCUUCACUGCUGAACAGCCAGAGGUGUGCGGGCUGCCCCACUAUCUCCCUGGACUGAGAAAUGUCUGUAUACAUGCCCCCUCGUCACUUCGCAGCUUCAGAUGUGAGCUGUCUGACCACCAUCACUCUCUCUCCCCCCAGGACUGAAACACACUCGCAUACAAUCCAAGUAGGCCGAAUGCUAAAUGUCAAGGCAAGAGUGUAAAUCAAACACGACACGAGUAAGAAACAGUGAGGCAGCCUGUUUGAUCUUGGCGCCUCAGACAGAAAACACACACACACGUGAAGCCAUACAGUCUCAGCUUGCAGAAUAAAACAGGAGCAAAUACGGAAAAGAGGAGUUGGCUACAGACGACCGCCACACCAUUUAUCCCUUUCUUUUGCAACAGGAGCUUCUUUUGUUUGCAUAUUUAGGCAGCCGUUAUCCUGGACUUUCUCUGGCAUCCUCCCUCCCACACCUACAAAAUGACGCUCUAUAGAGUCUAGCCAGUGAAGUUUUCAAGACUUGUGGGGAUCGACUUGAACAAGGGACAUGAGAGGCUAAGCUAUGAGUCAACACACGCGCUCUUUAUUGCGCUGUUUAUUCACAAUGCCUGAGUUUAAGCUACAUGCCACUGUGCUCUCAUUCGUCCAUCUACCACCCGGUCAUUGUUAAGUAUGAUGCAACAGUCCACAGACGGCUAUUUUCCUGCAAAUGUCUGCUUAAUUGGGAAAUUAAGAGUUUAGUGCAACAAAUGUUCAACUGAACAUACAUUUAAUCCUACAUUUCAAAUUCUAAUGUGGCUGUUUGUUUCCUGUUCCACUCCACAUCUCAUUUCAUACAUACAAGAUUUUUAUUAUUCAAAAUGGACAUAAUCAUUUCAAUGUUAUUUAUUUAAUAAAAUGAUUUAAUAAAAUAAAAUAAUCUAGAGCUGCAACUAACGAUUAUUUUCAUUAUCGAUUCAUUUGCAGUUUCUCAAUUGAUUCAUCGUUUAGUCUGUAAAAUGUCAGAAAAAAAGUUAAUUGUGUCAGUCACAAGACCCGAGGUGACAUCUACAUAAAUCUUGUUUUGUCUGACCAGCAGUCUGACACCCCGAAGUAUUCAAUAUACAGUUACAUAAUAUAGAGAAACGCAUCAAAUGCUAACUUUGGAGAAGGUAGAACCAGAGAAUAUUUUGAGUUCUUCCUUAAAAAAAAGUCUGAAACAAUUAAUCGAUCAUCAAAAUAGUUGACUAAUUAAUUUUUAGGCUAAUGGUUGCAGCUCUAAAAGCAUCAUAUGUUCAAAGUCUCUGCCUGUUAGAGAUUCCUCAGCUCAACAACAUUUCAGUCUCUUUGUUUAGAUGAAUAUUUGAUGUUGUUUUCACUGAUGAGGUCUGUCAGGUUACUGCAGAAUUGCCUCCAAAUGUAUCUAAAGAUUCACUCUUCUUCAUUCAUUCAUGUUUUUCUGGCACGAGGCAUUUUGUUUGAUCUUUAAAGUGCCAUUUAUUUAUGACUAGUCUUUAAGAAUAGAAACCUUUUUGGUGUUUGUCUUCCAAAGUUAUUUUAAGGACCAGAUCUAACUACAAAAAAACCUAACUACAAAAGAAAGAAAAAGUAAAAAGAUAAGUGGAUAAUCAAAAUUAAUGGAAGGUUAAAUUUCAGUACUUUGAGCACCCCAGGUGAAAUUCCAUUGACUUCCAUUUUAUUGGGGUGGAGGAAGAAAUUUCCGGGAGAGAGAUCUCAAAACAAGGACAUAUAUGGCUAAAUCGAAAAUAUGUUUGUUUGUUUGUAAUUUUUGGUGAACUGAACAUUUAAGUUCCAGUGUCGGGGCCAGUGUCAGCUGACUCACUUCAGUAUUUCUAAAAUUCAAAGCUUAAAAAUGGUUGAAAGUUGAGUUGAAUUUUUCUGGCUACUUAUACAUGGAAAUGAAUGUUCUGUCAUCACCUCACAAGUAGCAGUUUCCAUUUCUAUUUGACAUGAUUCAAUAGAAUAAUUAAGCAAUGCCAGCCAUGAUCAGCACACUGUAAAUCCACUGUUCUUGCUGGUUCCACCUUUUCUUUUUCAUAGGGUGCAGCGUUUUUGAGCCUGUUUGUUCCAUACAAGUAGAAUACUAAUGUUAAUAAAUGGCUCAUUUCUGAAAUUGUAA